CAAACAUUGCCCGCCAUGUGGAAUACCGUAAAAAAUGGAGCAGUUUAAAGGCCUGCGUCGGCAGAGUGACGGAGGCACAAAUUCAUCCACAGGCCCCGAUGACUCUAUUAUAGCCACACCCCAGUUAAGUCGACGUAAAAGAUUCUGGAAUAGCUUCAAGAAAAGCACACAGAAACUCAGACGAAGUAAAAGCCGAGAGAAACUAAAGAAGGAUAAAGAAAAUGGCAGACUUGCUCGGAGUUCCCCAAAUAUAGCAAUUGUGGAUUCAUCGCCACGGCAACCACGACCAAAAUUUCCUCAUGCUCAGAGAAACAUUGAUUUCGAGGAUGAGGGUGUUCCAGAGACACCCAAACGAGAAAAUAAUGAUGCAGGUUACCAUGAUCGAUGCUUUAGUGAUCCAGGUAUGCCACCAUCAAAGGAUAGUUCAUCAAGUCCGCGCUCAUCUAGAACACGGCAACUUACCCGCAUGGCCUCACAGGAGCAGUCACUAGGGAGCAGCUUUGACUCUGGUGAUGCUAGUCAUGUGACCACAGAACUGACCAAUGGAAGGGAGAGUGAAGUGGACAGUGGCAUAACAGUGGUGGAGAGCACGGAGGCCACUGCUUUACGUCAGCGCCAGAACAUUUUCCGCCAGCACCCAUUCUUCCAGCUUGAGAUUAACCUAAAAGAAGGCAGAGAUCUUGUCAUUAGAGACUCCUGUGGGACAAGUGACCCAUAUGUGAAGUUCAAGAUGAAUGGCAAGCAAUGCUACAAAAGUCGCAUUGUAUACAAAAACCUAAAUCCCAAAUGGGAUGAGAAGUUUACCAUUCCAGUAGAAGAUGCCUUCACUCCUGUACAGGUGAAGGUUUAUGAUUAUGACAGGGGGAUGACUGAUGAUGCUAUGGGGUCUGCAGAAAUGGACCUUACACAGCUUGAACCUGGCGUCUCCAGUGAAAUGAAGCUUCUGCUGAGUGACAAAUCUGGCAAGACCAGUGAGUACAUGGGCUACCUUCUCUUGGAGUGCACUAUCAAGCCAAAGUCCCAGGAUGAGAAAGAACAGUAUUUUAAGAAGAGCAUGAGACUGAGUGACCAAGCUAAAAAGAUGAAGCAGCAGAUAUGGAGUUCCGUUGUAACGAUCGUCCUUGUUGAGGGUCGGAAUCUUCUCCCAAUGGAUGACAAUGGACUCAGUGAUCCUUACAUCAAGUUUCGCCUCGGGAAUGAAAAAUACAAAAGCAAGUUCAAGACUAAGACACUCACCCCAAGAUGGCUAGAGCAGUUUGAUUUGCAUAUGUUUGAUGACCAGACCAGUAUGCUGGAGGUAUCUUGUUGGGACCAUGAUGUAGCAGGCAAAGAUGACUUCAUGGGAAGGGCAAUUGUAGACUUGAGUAGUCUAGAUAGAGAGGUGACUCAUACAUUGGACACAGUCCUGGAGGAUGGCGCGGGAAUUGUCAAGAUAUUACUCACAAUUAGUGGAACUGCGGGGGGAGAAACUAUCUCAGAUCUGGUCAAUUAUAAACCUAACCCCAGAGAGAGGGAAGAAGUUGUCUGUAAAUAUGGUUUGCUCAAAUCGUUUAAAGGACUAAAAGAUAUUGGAUAUCUCCAAGUCAAAGUAUUUCAAGCUCAGAACCUACUGGCGGCAGACCUAGGGGGUAAAAGUGAUCCAUUUUGUGUAUUAGAACUAGUUAACUCAAGAUUACAGACACAGACUGAGUAUAAGACACUCAAUCCUGAAUGGGGAAAAGUCUUCACUUUUAAUGUGAAAGACAUCCACUCUGUGUUGGAGGUUACAGUGUAUGACGAAGACAGAGACAAGAAAGCAGAGUUUCUUGGCAAGGUGGCCAUCCCAAUCCUAAGAGUGAAGAAUGGUGAAAAGAAAUGGUACACACUGAAAGACAAGAAGCUCAUGACCAGAGCCAAGGGUGCAAUACAGUUACAGUUGGACUUCAUAUACAAUCAUGUUAAAGCUGCAGUUAGGACAGUCAACCCUCGUGAGGAGAAAUAUAUGCAACCAGAGCCAAAGUUCAAAAUAUCUAUAAUGAAGCGCAAUAUUGAUCGUGUGUCCAAGAUUGUUGAGGCGGGGGUGGAGUCGGGAAAGUUUCUGGGUAGCUGUUUCAGCUGGGAAUCUAAACCUAGAAGUGCCACAGCAUUUGCAGUAUUUCUAGUCAUAUGUCUCACAGUGGAGCUGUAUAUGAUUCCAAUAGUGUUGCUGAUACUCUUCACUAAGGGCUAUAUAGUCACAUGUAUUAAACAAGAUACCCCACAGUAUAAGGAAUAUUAUGAUGAAGAACUGGAUGAGGAAGAUGAAGAAAAGGACAAUAAGAAAAAGGAGGAAAAGAAGAGCUUUAAGGAAAAGUUACAGGCAGUCCAAGAUGUCUGCCUUCAGGUCCAGGAACAUAUGGACAUGAUUGCUUCAAUGGGAGAGAGGGUGAAAAACACAUUCAACUGGACAGUGCCUUGGUUGUCUACUCUAGCUGUAAUAGCCCUAGGUGUGGGGGUGAUAAUUCUCUACUACAUUCCUCUAAGAUAUCUCAUCAUGGCCUGGGGUAUAAACAAAUUCACUAAAAAGUUACGAGCCCCCAAUGCAAUACCCAACAAUGAGCUAGUGGACUUCCUUUCAAGAGUGCCUUCUGAUAAAGAAUUGAUCAUGUUUCGGGAGUUAAGACCAGACUCAACAAUUGUGACAGGGAAGAAGAAACGUCAAUGACGUCACUUGCCAACGAACAAUGAAUCUCAAAGAAUCUAGUCGUGAAUCUCAGUACUAUUGCCAUAAUACAUAACUUUAGACUAUGGCUCUUAGUUAUCUCCGAAGCCAGGGUCCAAACGUCCAGCUUUUACAUAUGGAUACAAGACUGAACAGUUUAAUAGAGUUGAUACACAAAUCCAAUAUGAAGAAAAUGCACAACAUAAGUGAGUGUUUGACAUGCAACUUUAUAGGAACUGUUUCAUGCAGUGGAACCUAAAGCACCAGUACAAGAAGUGGAAUAUAUAUGUGCAACAUAUUUGCUUAAGCUCUAGGAACAAAACAUUAUUAUAAGAGUGAUUUGUGAAGAAAGAUGUGGAAUAUAAAACACUUAUCAAUUAGUAUUGGAUGUGUAUGGUGCAGCGUAACCAUUGCAAGUCAAGUGCUAGAUACAUAUUCAAGAUUUGAAACUGAACCUGCUAACCCGACAAUUCAGUCUUUGAAAACCUGUCAACAAAAUGCUCCCAGAUAUAUCAUUGUUUGCCUGUAUAUAUGUCCAUAUAUGGAAUGAUUAUUGAACAAGAUACCCAUAUAUGGUACAAUUAUUGAACAGGGUUCUUACAAGUUGGGGAACAAACAUUCCUUUCUGUACAUAACAUGGACAUGGUAGAGUGAUAUAUCGAAUUAAAUUGGAUAGAAAUGUAAAGAUCUCAUAUUGAGAUAUCAUUUUCUUAAGUGUCGCCUUAUAAUAUUGAUUAAACUGCUUGUAUCAUUGAAUGAUUAAGUUUGAACAGCAGUUGUUUGUGAUAGUCUCAACAGCUGGUAUCAACAGCUGAUCAUGGGAAGUGGCAACAACAGCUGCUUAUUUAUGUACUAAUGAAUCUUAGUUUCUACAGCUGAUGUGAAUGUUUUACACAGUUUUUACAAUCCAUGGUAAAAAGUAAACAUUUCCAAUAGAUGAUGGUAAAGAAUUAGUCCCUACAGCUGAUGCUUAAGAAUAUUCAACAGCUAGUGUAAUGUACAUAAACCACAGGCAUUUCAGCUCUUAUAAGGGAUUUUGUAUUUAAACACCUGAGGUGUUAGGUAUCUCAUUGCUAUGUAUUCCUUGAUAAAAUACAACAGCAUCAAUCCUACUUUAUUUUAGUGAUUUAUCUGCACAUAAACAUGAUUAUAAUUCUUAGAUUUUAACAGUAUUUUAUUCUAAAGUAUUAGAUAGAUGUCAUAAGUAGUCAGUAGUAAGGUAAAAAUAAUGUAUUUGUAGAGAGAAUUUUCUUCCAGAAGCAUAUAUAUACUUGCAUAUAUACUGGUAUACUUGCAUUACAUUAGAA
This is a messenger RNA of Owenia fusiformis, 3987 nucleotides long. NCBI's taxonomy places the organism in Eukaryota, Metazoa, Annelida, Polychaeta, Sabellida, Oweniidae. The record is from the annotation of a GenBank genome assembly.